Dama dama (fallow deer) is the source of this 870-nucleotide messenger RNA. It is a transcript of the gene CST7, whose product is annotated as cystatin F. NCBI's taxonomy places the organism in Eukaryota, Metazoa, Chordata, Mammalia, Artiodactyla, Cervidae. Gene Ontology annotation, biological process: immune response; positive regulation of myelination; negative regulation of microglial cell activation. The transcript has 4 exons. Bases 86 to 523 code for a protein of 145 amino acids. Gene Ontology annotation, cellular component: endoplasmic reticulum; late endosome; lysosome. Gene Ontology annotation, molecular function: cysteine-type endopeptidase inhibitor activity. The record is from RefSeq and is a predicted model, not a curated record.
CCCGCCCCAGAGAGGCGGUUCGCAGGGCGGGGCUCCCCCACCACCUCGGGGAGGCACCCCUGCCCAGCACAGUCUGAGCACAGCCAUGCACCCUGCCGGGGCGCUGCUGGCCGUCUGCGGCCUGGUCCUGGGUGUCUUGGGGAAGCCUUCACCAGACUUUUGCUCCCAGAUCCUUAAGACAGAUGUGAAACCAGGAUUUCCCAAGACCAUCAAGACCAACGACCCGGACGUCCUCAGGGCGGCCCGACACAGCGCUGAGAGCUUCAACAACUGCAGCAACGACGCCUUCUUGUUCCGGGAGUCCCGCGUCAGCAGAGCCCUUGUCCAGAUAGUGAGAGGCCUGAAGUUCAUGCUGGACAUGGAUAUCGGCAGAACUACCUGCAAGAAGACCGGGCAUGCAAACCUGGAUGACUGCAGCUUCCAGACCAACCACACCCUGCAGUGGACCCUCAGCUGCUACUCUGAAGUCUGGGUCAUCCCCUGGCUGCAGACCACCGAGGUGUCCGUGCUCCACUGUCACUGACUGCCGCCUUCCAGCUCCAUCCCUGUUGUUACCCAUCCUCGAGAAUGGCACCUGCCAGGAAUACAGUGGUGGCGCCAGGAGCCCACGGACAGCCACGUCGUCGCUGGGACAGGAAGCCAGUCUGCACAGAUGGGGCGAGUCUUCUGGUGCGAGUUACAAGGGUUCUCGACCCCAAGGGCCCUCCCACCCAACUGCCCCGAGGUCCCAGGCCCUCGAGGAAAGCCCAGAGGGCUGUUCUUCAGGCUGAAUAAUCAUCCCAGCACCGGGCAGGGACCCGACCAGCUCAGUCACAACCUCCGAGGUGAACACGUAGGAAUAAACCUGAAUAAAGAACUGACCCCCUUGAA